Messenger RNA from Spea bombifrons (plains spadefoot toad), 1990 nucleotides. It is a transcript of the gene UMPS, whose product is annotated as uridine monophosphate synthetase. Gene Ontology annotation, biological process: 'de novo' UMP biosynthetic process; 'de novo' pyrimidine nucleobase biosynthetic process. The record is from RefSeq and is a predicted model, not a curated record. Gene Ontology annotation, molecular function: orotidine-5'-phosphate decarboxylase activity; orotate phosphoribosyltransferase activity. Bases 24 to 1451 code for a protein of 475 amino acids. The transcript is spliced from 6 exons. Lineage: Eukaryota; Metazoa; Chordata; Amphibia; Anura; Pelobatidae.
CGGUCUGCAUCUGCACGUGGGUGAUGGAGCCUCUCCGGGAUUUGGCUGCCGAUCUGCACCGGGUCCAAGCCCUGAAAUUCGGCAACUUCCAGCUGAAGAGCGGCCUCAGCUCCCCCGUCUACUUCGACCUCAGAGUCAUCGUGUCCCACCCGGGCCUCCUGAACCGGGUUGCGGAUCUGCUGCACCAGACGGCCCGGGACGCUGCUCUCCGCUACGACUCGAUAUGUGGGGUCCCGUAUACAGCCCUCCCUCUGGCCACCAUCAUCUGCUCCACGCAGGCGGUGCCGAUGCUGAUCCGCAGGAAAGAGGCCAAAGACUACGGAACUAAACGGCUGGUCGAAGGCACAAUCACUCCUGGGGAGACCUGCUUGAUCAUCGAAGAUGUCGUCACCAGCGGCUCGAGUGUCUUGGAGACCGCUGAGGUCCUGAGAAGAGAGGGUCUGCAGGUCACAGACGCCAUUGUUCUGGUGGACAGGGAGCAGGGGGGGAAGGAGAGGCUGGCAGAGAGUGGCAUCCGCCUGCACUCCGUUAGCACCCUGACACGUCUCAUGGAGAUCCUGCAAGCCCUGGAGGCUGUCGGUGCCGACACCGCGCAGGAGGUCAGGAGGUUCAUCCAGGAAAAUAAAGUCACUUCGCAGGCGUCCGCCCCGGCCCAAAAGUGCCGCCUGAGCUACGCGUCCCGCUCGCUCCUCCCCGGCACCCACCCCCUGGCAUCGCGGCUCCUGACCAUUAUGGAGAAGAAGAAGACCAAUCUUUGCCUGUCGGCCGACGUGACUCACUCCGCCGAGCUCCUUCAGCUGGCUGCCGAGCUGGGCCCCGCCAUCUGCAUGUUGAAGACCCACGUGGACGUCCUGAGCGACUUCACCCCCGACGUGGCUUCUGGGCUCCGAGCCGCCGCCGAUCAGCACGAGUUCCUUCUGUUUGAGGAUCGUAAAUUUGCGGAUAUCGGGAACACGGUCCGGCAGCAGUACGAAGGUGGAAUCUAUAGAAUCUCGUCCUGGUCGGACGUGGUAAAUGCCCACGCCGUGCCGGGCCCCGGGGUGCUGCAGGGACUGCGGGAAGUCGGCUCGGCUCUGGGAAGAGGGUGUCUGGUUAUUGCCGAGAUGAGUUCCCAGGGGUCGCUGGCUACCGGGGGCUACACAAAGGCGGCGGUGAAACUGGCCGAGGAUUGUCCGGAUUUUGUGUUUGGAUUUAUUUCCGGCUGCGGCGUCAGCGAUAAACCGGAGCUGCUGCACCUGACCCCGGGCGUCCAGCUGCAGGCAGGGGGUGAUAAUCUGGGCCAGCAGUACCAGAGUCCACAUGAUGUCAUUGCCAAGAAGGGCUCUGACAUCAUCAUUGUGGGACGAGGCAUCUUAUCAGCCAGCGAUCGGUUGGAAGCCGCCGAGAUGUACCGCGCUGCCGGCUGGGAGGCGUACCGGAGCCGGAUCGCAGCCGCCGAGGGGCAGACAUGAUGUUCGGAGAUGCCAACUGCCCGGUAACCCCACGACCAAAACCCGCUGCCAUCGCUGGCUGCCCGCUUACCCCGCCGUGCCAAUUACCCGCUGGAACUGAUACAGAUAGUGGCUCCCAUUAAUAUCACUGAUUAACCUGACCCCCCUGCCUCUCCUAUUGCCCCAGCCGUGGUUACAGCUUGUGCCGCACGGGGUUAAAGUGUAGGCAAUUGGUGACCUUCUGCCAACGGGGGAAAUUCAUGGUCCUAAAAGGUUUGAUUGUUCUGCCAGUGGGAGGGAAGCUGAAAUGCUUGGGGGGGGGUUGUGUGUCACUUGCUGCCCCCCUCUCCUGGGGUCUGGCUGUAGAAAUAAACUGUUUGGGGAGAAGAUGCUGAUCCCCCGACGGGCAGUCCGGCUCCGGCAUCUCGCACUCCAUGUAAUAAACAGCGAUGUCUGACGCGGCGGCUCCUGCUGCAUUAAAUGUUUCGUGGUCUCCGUGUUCAUCUGUGAGCGGCCGGGGGGAAUUUAAAAUAAACAAUGAGAAAUCUGUUAUCGGGGAA